CUGGCUCUACCCGUAAACCUUCGAACACACCCCUAAACUCUGCUAUAUAAAAAGUGCACACCCAUGCAUGCACCUUUUGGUAAAACCACAAAUUCACAAAACCAAUCACCAUGGGUUCAAUUCUCAGGAGAUAUAUAUGCAUAUGAAAGAAAAAAAAACAUUUAUACCAUUAAAAAGAAACAACAAAAAUAACCUAGAUACACUCUGCGCCACCAUCGGUGAUUCUCUUAACAAAAUAGAGAUUUUCCAUACUUCCGAAUCUGAUUUUUUUUUCCUCGGAUAGAUUAUUUUAUUUUUUUAGCGUAAACCAGGUAUCUUCUGCGCGCAACUUUUCAUCGUCGUAAAUUUUUUUUUCUCAAACUUAUCAACCAUGAAUCCUACUUCACACUCCGAUAAUAUCUCAACAAUAUUUACACAUCUCUUAACUUCCUUCUCCACUUUUCACUCACACUUCCUAUUACCUACUCUUUUCGCCGUCAUUGUUACCUAAUAAUUACAACGAUGAUUUCACCUUCAACGCCAAUGGCGAUUCCUUUCAAUGAUUCCAGUCCCGUUUCAGAAAACGAUGAUGAUACUGUGAGUUGCUGCAACGAGGACUUGUCCGACCAUGCAGACCAGGUGUUCGACGUUUUGCAUCAAUGUGAAGAUGUUGAAUUAUGUCCACCAUCAUUUUCUAAGAAAAGGAACAAUAGCCAAAAGGAUGUUAAUGAUGAGCUUCAAAAACCAGUUAAAAGGACGAAAUAUCGGCCUAAAGUGGUGUCUCAAGUUGCCAAAAGAACAAAGAAAUCCCAGCCUGAAAGCAACAACACUCCAAAACCGGCAACUCCGAAGCAAAGGAAAACUUACGUCAGAAGAAAGACUCCCAAGUGUCAGCGACCAUUAUUUGUUGACGAAGAUUCCAUUUCUUUUUCAUUUUUGGAAAAUUUCAACAAUUCAAAGGUUGAUCAGCAUGAAAUUGAGAAUUCAACAAUAACCAAUGAAUCUGCCAUCGGAUACAAUUCACUGCAAAGUUACCAGAAGAUGACUUCAUUGUCAUGUUUAACUCUAAUUGAGAGCAGAAGAGUUGGGGUAAAUUUUCCAAUAACGUGUAAGCGGAAAAGAGUUAGAAGGCAAAAAAUACAAUUGGUAAAACUCUUGACUCCUUUUGCAAAGGGGAAGAGGUCAACAACUUUUAUCAGGAAGAGAAAAUGUUGGACACAUUUCUGUGUAGACGGAAUGUCUAAAACUAGUAGAAAAAUGAAAUCUCUUAUCAAGAGAAUUGUUUCUUUGAAGAAACAAAAACGUCCAAAGCCCAAUAAGCUAGUUGCCCGCAAAAAAUCGGGAGAAUUAGUUCUGUAUAAUAAAAAAUCUAGAGUUGACGUAAUACUUGAUGAAGAGACGUUAAGAGUAUCAAAUUUGCUUCUUGCUGAAAGAGGACACCAUGAGCCCAAUCAAAGUGAUGAACAGAAGCGGUAUUGGAAGGAGACAAGAGAUUUCUAUCAGGAAAGGUUUAAUAUGUUCUUAUAUCGAAUGCGUUACAUCCAAGGUGACAGACGAUUCACACCGUGGAAAGGUUCUGUUUUGGAUUCUGUAGUUGGAGUUUUCUUAACUCAAAAUGUGUCUGACCAUUUGUCAAGCAAUGCAUUUAUGUCACUUGCUGUGAAGUACCCUCUUAAAUCAGUUAGCUGUGAACAAAGCAACAACCUAUUUCUUUCAGCUCCUAAAUUUGAUACUGAUCUAAAUGAUAGAGAAGUUGAAGAAUCGGAAGCUCAGGAAGCCAUUGAAUCUUCUAAAGUUGACAGCGAAACUGAAAAUAAUUCAUGUCCCAUGGAGAGGAGAAACUCAGACUAUUCCGAAGUUAGCUGUGAACGAAGCAACGAUGAAGAAAUUGAAACUCAGAAAGCCAACAAAUCUUCCAAAGUUGAUGAGAGAAACUCGGACUCUUCUGAAGUUAGCUGUGAACGAAGCAACAUCGAAGAUACUGAAACUCAGAGAGCCAAGUCUUCCAAAGUUGAUGGCAUGGAGAGAAACUCAGACUCUUCUGAAGUUAGCUGUGAACGAAGCAACAUUGACGAUACUGAAACUCAGAAAGCCAACAAAUCUUCCAAAGCUGAUGGCAUGGAGAGAAACUCAGAUUCUCUUGGCAUGAAUUUUGGUAUGAAACAAACUCCUGAUACAAAAAAAAGUAAGAAAGAAGAGAGAGAAGAGGAAAAUAGGAUCCUAUUGGAAAAGAAGAGACAAAAUUGGGCUGAACUAAGAAAAAAGAACACGAAAAGUCAUCGACACCGUGAUCAUGAGGAUUCCAUUGAUUACGAAGCAGUAAGAACUGCAAAACUUGUUGACGUUGCUGCAGCUAUUAAAAUUCGUGGGCAACACACCAUUAUUGGAGGCAAAAUAAAGGCUAUGUUGAACAAGAUAAGGGACUCAGAUGGAAGGAUGGAUUUAGAAUGGCUAAGAAAUAUUGAACCAAAGGAAGUAAAGGAAUUUCUUUUGGACAUAUAUGGAUUGGGAUUGAAAAGUGUGGAAUGUAUAAGGCUUUUAGCUCUUAAUCAUGUUGCUUUUCCGGUGGAUGUAAAUGUUGCAAGAAUUGUUGUACGUUUGGGAUGGGUUCCGCUGCAACCAUUGCCAGGAUAUAUUCAAAUACAUAAUUUAGAGAUUUUUCCAGAUUCAAACAAAAUUCAACAAUUUCUUUGGCCAAGACUAUGCACGCUUGAUCAUGAGACAUUGUAUGAAUUGCAUUAUCAGUUGAUAACCUUUGGAAAGGUUUUUUGCACAAAGAGAAAUCCGAAUUGCAAUGCUUGUCCAAUGAGUGACGUGUGUGAACAUUAUAAAAGUUCUCUUGCAAGGACAAAACUUGCCUUACCACCCAAUCGAAACUCAGAUCAAACAAUUGUAGCGACAGAAACGGAUCAUGCCAAUGCAUACUCUGAUUUGCUAAGCAAUUCUAAAUCAACAUUCAUUACUGAGGACCGUAAAGAAUGUGAGCCUAUAGUUGAGAUGCCUGCAUCACCAGAACCAGAAGACAUUGAUUUAGAUUCAGAGCUUGAUGAAGAGAUUUACUAUGGUCAUACUAACGAAGAUAAAGACAUUGAGGAUAUUAUGACAGUCAACCUCAGCAGUCAAGAAUCAUCAUUCUUGUCAAAGAUACUUGAUAAUUCUUUUGAAGAGUUUGAUUAUGGCAUGAAUACAUCAUCAACUAUGGUAUUAAGUCAAGCUGCUGCAAUUCCUUCACAAAAAAUGAAAAAUGUUAGCCGCCUGAAAACUGAGCGCUUAGUUUAUGUCCUCCCAGAUAAGCACCCUCUCCUAGCAAAGUGCGCUCCACGAGAACCAAAUGAUCGUUCCCCUUAUCUCCUGAUUGUAUGGUUACCAGCUGAAUUAGGAAGCUCGGAUGAAACAAGCAAGACCGGCUUGCAGGAGGAAGAGAAUAUUCAAAGUCAAACAGUUCCUGGAACACUGCUGAUACCAUGCCGAACUGCAAUGAGAGCGCGUUUUCCCUUGAAUGGAACAUACUUUCAAACCAAUGAGGUUUUUGCUGACUAUGCUUCAAUGAAACAACCAAUCAAUGUUCCUCGAAAUUGGAUAUGGAAUCUAGAAAGACGGAUAACAUAUUUUGGCACUAGCUUUUCAUCAAUAACGAGAGGUUUAUCAAUGGAACAAAUUAAGAAUUUGUGUUGGGAAGGGUUCAUUUGUGUGAGAGCCAUUGAUACUAUAACUGGAGCUCCAAGGCCUAUAUCAUCUAUAUUGCAUCGCAACACAACAACCAAAGUCGGAAAGGGAAAUAAAAAUGUGUUGCCAAAUGAGUCAUAAGCAAUUCAUGGAUUAUGUUUUCUUGAUGCUUCAUUCAUUCAUGUUUGCCAAAGCAUCUGGUGCUUUGGUUUUGAAUGAACCCCGUUUAAAAAUUUGACCGUUGUCAAGGAUAGUUUGUAUGCUUUGAUUGUUCUCUUUUCGAAAUUCGAAUUCGAUUGCUGAUUUGUAUGUUUGCUAUCUUGUUUUUAAGUUGCUUGUAGCUUUGCUAAGGUUUGUGAUUUGAGUCAACAUCUUUUGGAAUACAAUUUAUAAGAACAAAGCUCAUGAGAUUAGAAUUGGGCAUUGAAUGCUAGGAUAACCAUUGGAUUCUUUAAGUAUUUAAGAUAAAAUGUUGGCAUAGAAUUGUGAGACACAAGUAACCCACAUGACUGAUUCUGGUGGUGAAAACUUCAGAACUUGGAGUGUGCUCCUUGCAACACUUUGGAAUGCUUGGAUAAACAUUGGAUUCUUUAAGUAGUUAAGAGAAAAUAUUGGCAUAGAAUUCUGAGACACAAAGUAACUAACAUGAGUUGUUUGGUGGUGAAGAAUGAGCAAAAUUUGAAUCCUUCCCAAUGCCACUUUAUGUGUUGGAUCGCUUUAUACAGAACAAAAUUUUGACUUCAAAUGGCUCUUCCGUCAAUAGACGGUGAAAUUGGUAUCUCUUAGCUUAGUUGAUCAUUGGCGGGAUACCGAGUCUUAAAAAAAAUAUUGCGUGGCACAGGUGAACUUUUAGCCCCUGACAAUAGUAAAAGUGAGUGUAGGCAAACAAUGAAGUUUUCUUCAACUGUACUUGGAGAACAACGAAUCUGAAUUAUCUCCUAUGUGUUCUGUAGAAAAAAAUGCAAGAGGGAAUUCGUUUCCCAGAACAACUGUAGUAUGGUUUUAAAAGUUUUUUGGAAGUGAGACUAACCAUAUUCGUUUUGUUA
Molecule: messenger RNA, 4691 nt
Organism: Trifolium pratense (red clover)
Lineage: Eukaryota; Viridiplantae; Streptophyta; Magnoliopsida; Fabales; Fabaceae
Product: protein ROS1A-like
Exons: 18
Coding region: 502-3786 (1094 amino acids)
Biological process (GO): base-excision repair
Molecular function (GO): DNA demethylase activity; DNA N-glycosylase activity; 4 iron, 4 sulfur cluster binding
Source: RefSeq, a predicted model, not a curated record